Chara braunii is the source of this 3624-nucleotide messenger RNA. NCBI's taxonomy places the organism in Eukaryota, Viridiplantae, Streptophyta, Charophyceae, Charales, Characeae. The record is from the annotation of a GenBank genome assembly.
GCUGUUCGGUCGAGCUGGGAAAGUACCGGCGUAUAGGGAAGAGGGAAAAAAUGUUCGAGUGCGGGCGGAAGGGAGCUUGGAAUCCACGGCCGCGAGUUCACGUGUAAUCAUGGGAUAAUGACAGGCGUUCGCGGGGAAUGGGAGGCGCGAGGGUCGGGGUCCGAUCUUCGGCCUAAGCGAGGAUUCGCGCGGGAAUGUGAGAAGGAAAAGGCACGUGUCGAUCGCCAAUAGGCAACGGGGAUCACACGUGGCGCGAACCUGCGGACCAACGCCCGGUAUAUGCAUGGAUGGAGUCCGGACCGAAGUACAGGGAACGGUAUCAGGUCGGUCGGGAGGUGGCAUCUUGUAACAGGUAGGGAGGUGGCGUCUCGCGCUUCUCCACGGUGACCGGUCAGCAGGAGAAGGCUCUCACUUCCCGCGACCGGACAUUGCUGGGAGAAGGCAUACUAGGUAGGGGAUCUUCGCCGAUGGUGCUGCGCGUUUAGCUGUCAGAGGAGGGAAAUCUCUUGCACUCAGGAAAUAAGGACGGCGAUCUCUGUACUCUACCCGGCCGCUACACGGAGGGGAGAUAAGACGGAAAGUUGCGGGGAAGGUUGGGAAGGGAGGCCGUAGAGAGCGAGGCCAGCGUCACUACGCAGUCGGCGUGGAGACAGGCGAGAAGAGAGGAGAGGGGGAGAUGAAGAGAGAGGUAUAGCUGGGUGGUUGUGUGUGCCUGGCAGAGAUUGGCUCCUGGCGCGCUUUCACGUUCGUGAUUGCGUGUGUGUAAGAGAGAGAGAGAGAGAGAGAGAGAGAGAGAGAGAGAGAGAGAGAGAGAGAGAGAGGAGAAGAAGAGGAAGAAGAAGAAGAAGAAAUGCCUUGGUGAGAAAUGCCUUGGUGAUAUGGUGUCAGUAGCGCGUGUGCGCUUUCUCUGUUAAGGCUUCUGUGGAGAGAGAGAGAGAGAGAGAGAGAGAGAGAGAGAGAGAGAGAGAGAGAGAGAGAGGGCAUCAGUAGCUUCUAAAGUGAGGGGGCAUAUGUUUUCGUUGGGCAACGGCGGGAGCGCUUCGACGUUGAAGCUGGCUCGUCACGUGUGACUGCCAUCCCCUUCCUCUGGUGUAUUCUGGACGAUCGGGUUGCGGUCUGCUACUCUUUUGCGCGAUGGGGGGAUGUCCGCUGGAGGAUGUCCGCUGGAGGAUUAUUCACCGCCCAUGAUGAUUGUUUCGCUAUCCAGGCCGCCGUUACUUUUGUCCAGAUCAUGAAAAGUUUGGUCCAGUGUAGGGGUGGUCAACGACGUUCGCGGUCAGAUGUCGGUCGGAUCGUUGAUUAGCAUGACCAGCCCGCUAUUCUCUUUGUCGCCUUUUGUCGUCCUCUGAGGCGUCUGCUAUUCACAGCGGCGCAAGCACUCGAGCACGUCUCACGAGCAAGAACCAGCUAUCGAGCGGAGGGGGGAGGAGGUGGUGGGGAAACGAGGCAGAAAGCGAGAAGGGGAGAAAGCAGGAGACCGGUCGACGUCUCUUGGCAGCCAUGAGCACGUCACGUUUCAUCAAGUGUGUGACAGUCGGGGAUGGCGCCGUGGGGAAGACGUGCAUGUUGAUAUCGUACACAAGCAACACGUUUCCUACUGACUAUGUACCAACUGUCUUUGAUAAUUUUAGCGCCAAUGUUGUUGUGGAGGGUAGCACUGUGAAUCUUGGCCUCUGGGAUACGGCAGGUCAGGAAGAUUAUAACAGACUUCGACCCCUCAGCUACAGGGGAGCUGAUGUGUUUCUUUUGGCCUUUUCUCUUAUCAGCAAGGCAAGCUAUGAGAACAUCUCAAAGAAGUGGAUACCUGAGCUAAGGCACUACGCUCCCCAAGUACCUAUCAUUUUGGUGGGCACGAAGCUAGACCUGCGUGAGGACAAGCAGUAUUUGAAUGAUCACCCCACGACGGUCAUCUCUACGCAUCUGGGAGAGGAGUUGAAGCGGCAAAUAGGGGCAGCAGCCUACAUUGAAUGUAGCUCAAAGACUCAGCAGAAUGUGAAGAAUGUUUUUGAUGCUGCGAUAAAGGUUGUGCUCUCACCGCCGAAGGCGAAGCCAAAGAACAGGAAGAAGAGGCAGAAGUCAUGUGUGAUUCUUUAGAAGCGCUUGCGACGCUGGCAACGCAACACGAGGGUGGGUGGGUUGGUAUUUUCGAUGUUAGGCGUGAUGACCCUAGUUCAUGAAGCUGGCAUGGCAUUUGUAUUUAUUAGUUGUCUUUUGCUGCUGACUGCCUGUGUUUUCACUCCAGAGCGUGCUCACAGUUGUGAUGUGUUGGACAGAUGACAGAAUGCUUUCACUCCAGGAGGAAAUGCUGGGAACCUUCCGGGAGCGUCUUAUUAGCAAGCGUGGGUGCUCUCUGGUGAAUUGUUGAUCAGUCACCACACAAGGAUGGGGGGAAGUCGUGAGAUGAGAGCAAGGGAGGAGGGUUGAUGAAGGGUAACCAUGAUUGAUUGAUUACUCUGAAGCACACCACAUUAGUGGAGGAGGGGGGGGGGGGGGGGRKGGAUUAGGUCAAUCGCAACAAAGGAAGAUGAUGUCGAGAGGAGAAAUGUAGGAAAUGUAUCCGCCCUGCCCUCUCCAGGGUUCGCCAUCAACUGCAGCCAGCUUUUUCAUGUAUGAUACAUGAAUAGGCAGGGAUUGUUGCUACAACAGGCAGGGAUUGUUGCUACAACAGGCAUCGAUGGAAACUCGUCUGUUUGGGAACCGUAACUGCAGGUUGGGGCGGGGGUGGGAGCGGGUCGGGGCGGGGGGGGGGGGGGGGGGGGUCGGGGGGAGAGGACACAGAGAAUCAAUACUACUCUUCGCUUGUGUAAGGCAUUUUUGAAACAUCUGAUUGCUGUAAUGGGGUCGUUGCGGGGGGAUAUAGGGUUUGUGUGUGUGUGUGAGGCGUUCACUGCCGGAAGGCGGGGAUGAUGGAAGGAUGGAAGGAACGGACACAGGAGGAGGACGAUUAUUGCCUACCGGAAGGCUCGUCUGCAAGCUCUGUUCUAACCUGUGUUUCGAGGUUUCAGCAGAUUCCCGGCACUUCCUCGACCGGGAAGAAAGUUGCGUAAAUCCUAGUGUCAUUUUGCUUUGAGGUGGUGAAAAAAAUAGGCUUUGGAGAUGUCAGCACUGUCACUGUUACCUGUCUCGCUCCUCACUUCUCCCUGUUUCCCUCUUUUGCUUGUGCCUUCAAAGGAGUGCUCUGUUCCGUCGUUGGGUAGUUCCUGCUUUCUGUCAUUGAUCCGUGCUUCGAUCCAUUAUGAUGAUGGAUGAAUUGAGGAUUGGAGCGGACCCACCUGCUGCUGCUGCGGGGCUGAAAGUCGGCGUUCUGAGCCCUGACACGGAGAGCAACAGGUGGAGGGAGAGAUGGAUGUGUGGACGGGUCAGAGGGAGUACAGGAAUGUCGAUGAGAAUCCCUGCAUGGCAUGUGAACCUGUGUGCGAUAUUGCUUCGGAUAUUGACAUGACAUGGUUUCGAUUCAGGUCACUGCUGGGUGAAGAGUGAUCGACUACGUAAAAAUGGCAGUAAUCGAGACAUUGGACUUUGUUAUUUGUCUGCCUCGUGCAGUGUUGUGUGGAUGUCUGUUUACGUUAUUGUCAUUAGCAACCUCUCGUUGUGACCAAGCUUCAAUCAAAUGCCUGUUAGUUA